CGCGCCACCGCCCGAUGGCAGCGGCGGUCCGCUGGCAGCCCUGCCCUCUGAAUAGUCCCGUUCCGACGAGUGCCCGCCUGCGAGUGUGACAGAGAAGCCAAGCUGAGACGAAGCCGUCGUUAGCCGCGCCCAGUGCUGUGAAACUGCCCCUGAAGCUGCCAUCGCUCCUGCUCCCAGCGGGAUGGCUUUGAGCUGGACAUCGCCCCUCAGGGUCAGGGCACCAAGGAGGUCAUGUUGUUCUGGGUCCAGUGCCGGCUGAGGGACUACAAGACAGUGAAGGUGGAGAACUUCUCCACCAGCUGGAGCGAUGGCAUCGCGUUCUGCGCGCUCAUUCAUCACUUCUUCCCGGACGCCUUCGACUUCAGCAAGCUGGAUCCUAGAAAUCGGCGCUACAACUUCGACUUGGCCUUCAGAACCGCCGACGAGAGAGCCGGCAUCUUCCCUCUGUUGGAGCCCGACGACAUGGUGGCCAUGGAGAAGCCCGACUGGAAGAGCGUCUUCGCCUACAUCCAGUCCAUCUACAGCGUGCUGAAGUGAGGGGGCCCCGCCGCGCCACCACCCGAUGGCAGCGGCGGUCCGCUGGCAGCCCUGCCCUCUGAAUAGUCCCGUUCCGACGAGUGCCCGCCUGCGAGUGUGACAGAGAAGCCAAGCUGAGACGAAGCCGUCGUUAGCCGCGCCCAGUGCUGUGAAACUGCCCCUGAAGCUGCCAUCGCUCCUGCUCCCAGCGGUGGGUGACGGUGGCGCAUAUGACCCGCUUCUUGACCGUGAUGCUGCUUCGCUGAUGCAGUACCUCCAGAGUAAGAACAGCAUGCGUGCCCCAAGCGUGCCGUUCUUUCGCACCGUGUACAAAGUUGUUGGACGCGCGAAAGACGCAUAUGUGGAUGGAAGCUCUCGAUGUAUGUUUGCUUUAACUAACGUCGCUACCCGAACGUGGCUGCAGCCGGAGGUGGAACCUCCUUUAACUUAUUGCUAUGGGUAUCCACAGUGCUAUAACAGUGUUUUACGUCAUUUUAUCCCACACAACGGUCCUAAAUCCCUUGUUAAAGCCAAUAGACGUGGAGGUACACAAGCCCGUCCAUGGCACAGCGAGCCCCACACACGACUCCGGUACACACAAGCGGCCAAGGAGGCCGGCGAGAGCGGUCAGGGAGGCCGGCGAGAGCGGUCUGUGGUGCCGGUGCCGCGGCGGCCACACAUAUUCACGGAGAUAGGCGCAGCUGUCGCCCGCAGCUGGCGCAGAGCUCCCGCCAGCUGUGGUGUGCUCGUCGGACCGCCGACGGCCGCGUCGUUCCGCCAGCAUCUGCCUACUCCGCAUCACCCGAGGACUGCGUCGAUCCGCGCGAUCCCAUAGCUGGGAUCUGCUGAUCUGCCGGGUACCGUCCAGGAGGCGACGCCACAGGCUGUCGGUUCAUUCACUAAAUGCUCUCGGGUUAUGUGGUGGUAGGUAUGCUUGAGUACUUCGGGAAAUUGGCACAAAUUCACGAAAGGGUCUGCUGCAUAUCGCCUGAAUUUCUGCCGCAUCCAGCCUGUCAUACGAAUGGCUGCCUCGCUUUUAUAACCAAUCAAUAAAUGGCCAGCUGAGUACGGUGCUUUGGAAACGCUGAACGUGCGAAGGAUCCCGAGAAAUUGCAAUGGGUCAGACAACACGCAUAUCAUUGUUUGGUUUUCGUUCUAGGUACUUAGGUAUGCACGGUAUACAAACCACUGAUGCACACCCGUUGCUGCGACAGUGUGCAUACAACUGCGGGUCACUUGCCGACAAAGCAGCUGCAGGCCAAGUCCUCCGGAACGAGCGGCUCUUAUCUUAACUUAAUUUAUAUCAUCGCUCUUAACUUAUCGCUCAAUAACCGCAUGACAUCAUUUUGCA
Molecule: messenger RNA, 1867 nt
Organism: Pollicipes pollicipes
Lineage: Eukaryota; Metazoa; Arthropoda; Thecostraca; Pollicipedomorpha; Pollicipedidae
Product: smoothelin-like protein 1
Exons: 4
Coding region: 232-537 (101 amino acids)
Molecular function (GO): protein binding
Source: RefSeq, a predicted model, not a curated record